AUGAAGCCUCCAAAGGAAAUUCCAUGGAAAUCAUUUGAAGGUCUUCUGUCUCGGCCAAACGCUCAACAAGAAUUCCAAGACCGAACGAGUCAACUUCAGAAGCUAUCCAAAGCCGCCGAAUCUGGAGAACCAAGAAAAGCGGAUGAGAAUAAGGAUAGUAUGAUUCGAAAAGUGUCGAGUAUGGCCAAUCGAAUAGCCUGGGGCAAAGAAUUGAAGUUCAAAAAAGGCGAUUCAGCUGUGUUGGUGCCAUUGUUGGAGAGGAAGAAUCAACCUCAUCUAUUGUUCACUCAAAGAUCAUUUCAAUUACGAGCUCAUAGAGGUGAAAUCUGCUUUCCUGGAGGCAGAAUGGACCAAGGAGAAAGUCCGGAAGAGGUAUGAGUUGAUUUUUUUGGAGGUAUUUGGGUAAAAAAUUUUUGGGGAAAACUUUUUUUCUUUUUAAAGAAGUUAAAAAAAAACUAAAUUAAUAUGACCUUCUUGUCAUUUUAAAUCAUAUUUGAAAUAAAUUAGUCCUCUUCUCUUUAAUAAUAAAACGAAAAAGUUUGGGCUCAGCCGGUGAUCGAAACCGGGGCCUCUCGCACCCAAAGCGAGAAUCAUACCACUAGACCACUGAGCCGCGACAUCAUUUCGCUUCAUCCGCCGAUAUCCUAAAGGGAUUUUUUGAAUCCGCGACGCGUAAUUGCUUUUUAGAAAUCAAAGGUCUAGUGGUAUGUUUCUUGCUUUGGGAGCCAAGGGCCCCAGUUUCGAACACCGACUGGUCUCGAAUCUUUUUAUGACAUUUCAACAUUGAACUUGGCAUAAAGUAGGUAAUCUGACACUGUCAUUUUUUUUGCGAAUUUUUACUUUUUUUUGGUAAAAACUGCGCGUAGACUGAUAUCAAUUACCUUUUUUCAUUACGGUAUGGCUAAAAGUAAAUAUUAUUAUUGUAUGCUAUUCAAAAUUAAAACAAAUCUUAAUUUUGAUUUUUUACAGACAGCUUUGCGCGAAGCCGAAGAAGAGGUUGGGUUGCAGCCAAGCGACGUCACUUUAUGGGGACGAUUACCAGCAAUGUUCACAAGACAAUUGACAUUUGUUCAGCCUGUUGUUGGACUAAUAGAUGAGACUACAGCUUUAAAAUUGUAUCCACAAACUGACGAGGUUCAAACUGUCUUUUUGGUAGGUUAAUCUGGCUUUAGGCUUAUUUUUUAUGGAUUUUUAAUUAAUACUAAUAGUAUUAUGGUAAAAUUUGGUAUAUAAGAAGGUGGACAAAGUUAGCUUAAAAAAUAAAAAAAAAUUUUAGACUCCACUAGCUGAACUAGUCCUAAGCACCAGCUACACCGGCUUCAGAGUGGGCAAGAACGUUUUUCACAUGCCAUUAUAUUACACUGAACAUUAUGAAGUCAUUUCCAAGACAGCCAAUGCUGUGGAGUCCCACGAUCAUCGGCAGAAGAUCUGGGGAUUAAGCGCUGGGAUCACGACCGAAGCCUUGGCCGUUCUGUCGCCCGAACCUUGGUCUGAUAACUUCGUCAAAGUGGAGAAACACAAGCCAUUGGAUGCUUAA
Molecule: messenger RNA, 1537 nt
Organism: Bursaphelenchus okinawaensis
Lineage: Eukaryota; Metazoa; Nematoda; Chromadorea; Rhabditida; Aphelenchoididae
Source: the annotation of a GenBank genome assembly